Messenger RNA from Arabidopsis lyrata subsp. lyrata, 1132 nucleotides. RefSeq names its product probable protein phosphatase 2C 25. Gene Ontology annotation, biological process: protein dephosphorylation. Lineage: Eukaryota; Viridiplantae; Streptophyta; Magnoliopsida; Brassicales; Brassicaceae. The transcript is spliced from 2 exons. Gene Ontology annotation, molecular function: protein serine/threonine phosphatase activity; cation binding. Bases 390 to 758 code for a protein of 122 amino acids. The record is from RefSeq and is a predicted model, not a curated record.
CCUUUAAACUUCUUUUUCUCUCUCUCCAUCGUUACAAAAACCAGAGAAGAAGAAACAAAAUCAAUAAUCUCAAAUCUUCGAAAUCGAAAUCGGAAUCUAUAAACGAUGUCUUGCUCCGUCGCCGUUUGUAAUUCUCCGGUGUUUUCACCGUCGUCGUCUCUAUUCUGCAACAAAGCUUCGAUUCUCUCUUCGCCGCAAGAAUCUCCUGGAGGUGUUUGAAGAGGAAACGACCUACAAGGCUUGAUAUACCGAUUGGUGUUGCUGGAUUUGUAGGUCCGAUUUCGUCGUCUACGGCGGCUUUGGCUGAGACGCCGAGGGAGGAGAGUAGAGAGGUCGAGAGAGAUGGUGAUGGUUAUUCUGUUUAUUGUAAGAGAGGAAGAAGAGAAGCUAUGGAGGAUCGUUUCUCUACUAUCACCAAUCUUCAUGGAGAUCGUAAACAUGCGAUAUUUGGAGUCUAUGAUGGUCAUGGAGGAGUUAAAGCGGCUGAGUUUGCGGCUAAGAACUUAGAUAAGAACAUUGUAGAAGAAAUAGUUGGUUUAAGAGACGAGUCUGAGAUAGCUGAAGUGGUGAGACGCGGUUACUUGACAACAAACGCCGCGUUUCUUAAGGAGAAAGAUGUCAAGGGUGGUUCGUGCUGUGUUACGGCUAUGGUUAGCGAAGGGAACCUUGUUGUGUCUAAUACUGGUGUGGUGACUGUCGUGCUGUUUAGCGAAGGGAACCUUGUUACGGCCAUGAUGAUCCAGUGUCUGAAAGAUUAACUCGAAUGAAAGCCUUACCUUGAGAUUUAGCUUAAGAGCCCUUGACAAAAGUUAUAGGAAAUUGAGUUAGCUUUCCAAAGGCGGUGAUUACAGGCCAAUUAGAGCAAUAGUUCAAGAUUUAUGACCGAUUUAGUUUACACAUAUCAAUAUGACGUAGACGCAUCUGAAAUUAGAAAUCUCUAGCUUUAUUUCAGAUUCAGUUCUCUAAUAUUUCUUGGCUAUGUUUGUGUUUACGAUAAAGCUCUUUUUUUUUAGAAGAAUGAUUUGUAAAUUAUGUGAUUGUUGAAUUCAAAAGAAGUUUUGGAGAGGUAGAAUUUUCGGAUUGAGACUGAUAAUGAAGUUGUUGAGAAAGGGUCAGUCUUUUUUUUUGAAAA